This is a messenger RNA of Lucilia cuprina (Australian sheep blowfly), 2895 nucleotides long. Its product is annotated as otoferlin-like. Lineage: Eukaryota; Metazoa; Arthropoda; Insecta; Diptera; Calliphoridae. The transcript is spliced from 7 exons. The annotation marks the transcript as partial. Gene Ontology annotation, biological process: plasma membrane organization. The record is from RefSeq and is a predicted model, not a curated record.
UUUCCAGACAAACCCUCCCUGGGACCUACUUUUAUACAUCUCUACGAUAAUAACUAUGGAUCUAAAUACAUUGGACGUCUAUUGAUGGAAAUUAAAUCGGAAUGUUUAGAAACCGAAUCGAAUCAUGUAAUGACACUGAAAAAAAUAUCACCUCUUGAUGAGAAACGUUAUUGGCAAGAACAACAAUUUCUUAUAGAAUUUCUGCCACUACAAGGAGAUUUUAUACACAGCAGCAAUAGUAAUGCUAAAAUAGGUCUUAAGUUAGGAGAACUCAAUUCCAAUUUAAUCGAAUGUUCUCUGAAAAACUAUUCCACACAACAGAAAAAUAGACAAUAUCCCAUUAAAAUCUUUAAGUAUUUUCAUCAGCAGGCCUCUUAUAAAUCAAUUACCUUGACAGCUCAAUUGCCAGAUAAUCGUAAAAAAUUCCAGUGUGAUAUUAAAUUACAGGAAUUAAUGGAUUUUGUAAAAUCUGAAAUAGAAUUAUUUAAAUUAUUUCAAAUUCAGUAUGAGGGGCAUCAGCAAUCACAAAUGAAAGUCUUAAGAGCUAUUCUCCAGACGAUAGUACAGAAAAUGGAACAGGUUAUAGAGAGUAAAGGAUUGGAUUGUAUAAGUUUUAAGCAGGCCACACAAUGGGAUAUAAAUCGUUUGUUGUAUUUAAAGGAAUAUUUUCAUAAAAUCCUAGAGGAUUUGAAGACUUUACGUUCCAAACUAAAGCCUUCUUUGGGCAGUUAUACCGAUUUGGUUAUUGAUGAAGUAGUUGGGGAUUUAACAAAAUGUUGUCAUGAAUUGCAAAAUUUACUCUCGACUUCUUUACAUCAAGAUAAUUGGCCUGAUUUGAUAAUUGUUUUAUCGGGGGGUAAUAAGGAAUUGGGAUUUUGUAAAGUAAAUUCUAAGAACUUUUUAUAUUCCAUGGAAAUAGAUGAGGAGAGUUGUAAUAGUCAGUGUUGGAAACAGAGAAAUUUUAUUUUUAAGGAUACGAAAUGCCAACAUACCUGCUUUAAUUGUGGUUGUACGGUAGCCAUUAUACGUGGUUGUCUUAGUAUAGUAGCUGAAUCGGAAACUAGCCACUACUUGAGUCAAGUAGUGCAAGAUUGGAAACAUCCUGAACCAUUCUAUUGGUCUCCUCAUAUACCUUGUGUCAACUUCAAAUGUCGCCUCUUCAUACAUCAAGCCAAAAUUAAACCAGGUGCUGAUCGUAAUGGUCUCUGUGAUCCUUAUAUACGUAUAAUGAUCUCUCAAAAUGCCGCUGAAACUCCUAUAAUUUUUAGUUCUCUUUCACCCAUUUGGAAUGCGGUAAUCUCUUUAGAGAACAUACAACUGCCUGGAGAUUUUCUCUGGUAUUUAAGUAAUCCCCCCGUGGUAGCGCUAGAAGUUUACGAUACUGAUCGAAAAACUACUGAUGAUUAUUUGGGUUGUGGCAUUCUUACUAUGUCGGUGAUAAAAAGUGAUUGGAUUGAUUGGUACGCUCGAGAGAAUGGAAGCUGGGAAAGUGAAGAGGUGAAAAAUAAACAUGCUGUACAAAAGUAUGAAUUGCUAAAGUAUUUAACACCGCCGCCCUUGAAAUGGAUACCGAUAGCUUUAGAUGGUUGUAUAAGCGCGGAGGUUUUGAUGUCGGGAGAACUGGUAGAACUACAGGAUGUCAAGAAAAUAAAAGAAGUCUUAGAAGAAAGUAACGAAGUUAGUGUCACGGUGGGCAUUCCGAAUGCUAUUAAGCCGAAUAUGAAAAACUUUGUCUUAGAAGUGGUUUUUGCCGGUUUUCGUAACUAUCGCAAACAUAAUUAUUUGACCAGUAAGCAUCAAGUGAAACUUAUGAUGGCCGAUCUUACUUUGACUAGUGGCCUAUCGACUUCGCCCAUUCAAAAUAGUUUAAAUUUCCUCAUUUUAUAUGCUUCCGGAGUUUUAAAUCUUCCCGAACAACUUGAAUAUUGGCCUGCUAUUAUUGCCACAGAUUUGGCCAUUUCGAGUAGAGGACAAGAAAAUACUUUGGGAGCUACUUUAAUAGCCAAUUCCAAACGUUAUCUGCAAAAGGAAAAUGCCAUACCAUGUAUACACGCAGAAGACGAUUUCGAAAUGGAUUCAGUUUCUACCACCAUACAACUAGAAGAGGAAAGUGAAAAUGAACAUGAAAUUUCAGACAACAAACCUUUAAUCCGCAAAGAAUCACAAAAUUCUUAUUGGCAAAAUAUGUUAAAGAAAUUGAAACUAAACAGUAAAGACAGUAAAGAAAAUGAAGAGGAAUUAAAUAAUUUCCAUGAACUUCUCGAUGAAAGUGAGUAUAACUGGUGGACUAAGUUUUACAACUCCGGCUUUCUAGAGCCUUGCACAGCAUUAUCCGAUUUUAAGCAUAAAUUGUGUAUCUAUCAAAAUGAAUUGGAAAAACAACCCGAGUUUAGUUACCUAAAUGACUGGGCCGAACCGCACAGCAUGGUACACGGUAUAAGAUAUAAGAAAAAUGCUUUACCCAAAGAAGAAAUCUAUGCUACACUUAAGCUUCAUAUUAAAAUUACCCCAUGUAUAUGUGGUCGCUCCCAAGGUGGUGGUGAGGGAGAUGGUCAAAUGUUAAAACCCUUAGCUACCGCUUUAAAUCCUCGCUAUCAAGCUCAGUUGCAAUCAUUAGCGGAAUUAGUUAAGAUUAUGGUAAGAGUAUAUAUCGUCCAAGGCUUACAAUUACGUCCGUGUGAAAACAAUACUCAAGCGGAUUCGUAUGUUAAAGUGCAAUUGGGUCAAAAAUAUCUAACAAAUCGUGCUGAUUAUAUACCCAACCAAAGUAAUCCUGUAUUUGGCAAUUGUUUUCAAUUGGAGGGCAUGUUACCAAGGAAUAAACGCUACAAAAAGAAACUUGUUUUACUAAGAUCGUCCUAUAGCAGAGUUGCAUUAAAAGUGCACAUUGGCUAA